Papaver somniferum (opium poppy) is the source of this 1503-nucleotide messenger RNA. RefSeq names its product ribosome biogenesis protein BMS1 homolog. The transcript is spliced from 8 exons. The coding region runs from base 1 to 1488 and encodes 495 amino acids. NCBI's taxonomy places the organism in Eukaryota, Viridiplantae, Streptophyta, Magnoliopsida, Ranunculales, Papaveraceae. Gene Ontology annotation, biological process: ribosome biogenesis; maturation of SSU-rRNA from tricistronic rRNA transcript (SSU-rRNA, 5.8S rRNA, LSU-rRNA); endonucleolytic cleavage of tricistronic rRNA transcript (SSU-rRNA, 5.8S rRNA, LSU-rRNA). Gene Ontology annotation, cellular component: nucleus; 90S preribosome. Gene Ontology annotation, molecular function: GTP binding; GTPase activity; U3 snoRNA binding. The record is from RefSeq and is a predicted model, not a curated record.
AUGACUUACUUUUUGUUCUGGGUUGGGAAAUCCAUGCUGAUUAAAUCUCUAGUGAAGUUUUUCACUAUGCACCAUCUAGAUAACGUUCGAGGCCCUAUUACUGUGGUAUCAGGUAAGCAUAGGCGGCUGCAGUUUGUGGAGUGCCCAAAUGAUGUUAAUGGCAUGAUAGAUGCUGCAAAAUACGCUGAUUUGGUGUUAUUUUGUAUUGAUGCAAGUUAUGGGUUUGAAAUGGAAACAUUUGAGUUCUUUAACCUUCUACAAGUUCACGGCUUUCCAAAUGUUAUUGGUGUCCUCUCACAUCUUGAUAAGAUCAAAUGUGAUGGACAACUAAAGGUAACCAAGCAGCGCCUCAGUCGUCAGUUCCGGAACGAAAUAUACGGCGGAGCAGAACUAUUCUACUUAUCACGUCUUGACAAUGGAAUGUACAUGGACGAUGAAAUUCACAAUCUAGCAAUGUUCAUAUCAGUUAUGAAAUUCAAUCCUUUGUCCUGGCAAACUGCACAUCCUUAUGUGCUAGUCGAUCAUUUUGAAGAUGUUACUUCUGUGCAUAUUGCUGGUGCUGGUGAUUUUCCUGUAUAUGGUAUUACAAGCUUAGCUGAUCCCUGCUCUUUACCAAUUGCUGCCAAAAUGAAGGGAGUGAAUGACAAGGAAAGACUCUUUUAUGCACCAAUGUCUGGUCUUUGGGGUCUUCUCUAUGACAAGGAUGCAGAAUAUGUAGAUGAACGCAACGAUAAUGAUGAGGUAACCCGAUCGGAGAUUGAGGGUUUCAGAGCAGGAACUUAUUUAAAGUUGGAGGUUCAUGAUGUCCCUUUUGAGAUGACUAAAAAUAUUGAUCCCAAUUGCCCUAUUCUCGUCGGAGGUAUCAGUCUCGAAGAUGAGAAUGUUGGAUAUAUGCAGGCGAGGCUUAAGCGACAUAGCUGGCAUAGGAAAUUAUUGAAGACAAGAGACCCAAUCAUUGUUUCAGCUGGUUGGAGACGUUACCAGACCAGACCCAUUUAUGCCCAGGAAGACGGUGGCAAUCGUUUGCAUCGAAUAGAUUCCACUCCCGAGCACACAGAUUGUCUUGCAAUGUUUUGGGGUCCUCUUGCACCUCUAGAUACUGGUUUUGUUGCUGUACACAAUCUGGCAGGCAAUAAGGCUGCAUUUCGGAUUUCAGCAAUGGGUGUCAUACUUGACUUUACCCAGGCUGCAGAGAUAGUUGCAAAGAUUUUGAAGAAGUGCAAUCAAGUUGGGACUCCUCUCCAGACCUUCAAGAAAACUGCUCCCAUCAAAGACAUGUUUACGUCAGAUCUUGAAAUUGAUUGGUUUAAAGAUGCAGCAAUUCAGACUGCAAGAGUUCGGGGGAACGUUGAAAAGGUAUUGUUGCCUUGUGCCAAAACUAAUUUCGGCGGGCUGUGUUUGCUCUUUCGUAUUUUUAUUUAUGUGCUUUAUCGGGUGUCUGGACUCUGGAUUCUACAACAACAGCUUGUGAUCCAUUUGCUUUUGUGAUGCUGUAGUGUAUGG